AUGUCAUCGUCAAAAGAAGUGAAUCAAAUGAUAGAAAAGGAAUCUUCCAAAACAUUACCAAAUUUCAUUCAAGUUUGGAAUUCAACAGAGGAUGAAAAUUGGUCUGUAGAAAAGGAAUAUGCAAACAUCUUCAUUGAUGAUGAAGUACAAAAAGAGAUGGAAAGUACCGGGUAUGUAUCAAGAACAAGCAAUGUUCCAGAUAAAAACACCAACUUGGAUGAAAUGAAUUUUACACGCAAAGACGUAUCCCAGGAAAUGUCUGUUUCAAAAAGCGUUCAUUCAGCUGAUGCAGACGAAAAACAAUUAGAGAUAAAUAAUGCUUUGGAAGAAGAACCAUUUGUUAAUAGAGACUCGGAUAAUUUCAAUGAAGAAGAGCCUCUUGUUCAGAAAGAUUUGGACAAUUUGGAUGAAGAAGAGCUUCUUGUUCAGGGAGACUUGGAUAAGUUGGAUGAGGAACAAAUUGUUCAAAGAGACUUAGAUAAUUUGGAUGAAACCGACUAUUGCGAUAGUGAAGACGAAUACGCAGAAAAAGAACAGACAUCUAGUGUUAUGGACAAAAUCUUUAAACCACUUCCUAAAGAAUUCCGCCAUUUUGAAGACAAAUACAAUAGAAGAGUAGAUGAAGACCCAUAUAUACAUACACUAAGGAAUUCAAUCAAGAAAUUCGCAGAGGACAACUGUUUUGAGAUUCAUGAUGGUCCAUUAGAUGGUGCUUGCAUGUUUCGCUCGAUAGCUGACCAACUCAUGAUAAAUGGACGAUUCGGGCACACAGCAGACGACCUGCGAGAAGAAGCUUUAGAAUAUCUGCGAAGGAACCCACUGCUAUCAGAUGGGACGCAUACCCAGUAUUUCCUCUCAAAAGAAACAUGGGAGCAGUAUCUUCAGAGAAUGCAACAGAAAACAGAAUGGGGAGACCAUAUAGUCCUUAAGGCCAUAGUAAACACAAUCAACGUUAACAUAGUGAUUUUGAAUGUCAAAGAAGAUUCCGUCCAACGGACUGAGCUUUCCCCAGAUAAUAAAAGUAUGGACUUGUGGGGAAUAACCUUGACCUUGGGGCACUUGGGCGAGUUCCAUUACUUGAGCUUGAGGCCAAUACUAUGGAAAAAAUACUGGCCUUUCAAGGCAAUCUUAUUAAAGCUACAGUCGAGCUUACAUGGGACAUCUUUUACCUUAAGAGAUGAGGUUCUUAGAGCCAAAUUAGCAAAAAUGGGAAUAAAAAAGCUUAUUGAAGAGGCGGGAUUCAUUGAUUUGAGACCAAAUGCACAUGAUAGCCCAGAAAACUCAUCCAGAGAAGGACAUUACUCAGCAACUUCAAACAACAUAGACACUGUUGAAAGCUUAAGUAAUCAAUUUGAAUUCUCCCAAGAGAGUAGAUCUUUGGUGGAGGAUUCACUGCAUAAUGAUACGCUAUCUGGAGUUAAUCUCUUCAAGCUUUCAUACUUUCUCAAGCAUUUAAUGCCUUUCAAAAUGAUGAAAAUUUACACUCCCGAGUUGCCGCAAAGAAUGCGCCAUUUAGAUUUACCUAUUGUGUAUGAAAUCACAGGUGCUUAUGCUGAUCGAUCGGAUGUUGCUCUCCGGGACAUAUCAGUCACAAAGACGAUGUGGAUGCAACAUGAUGAAAAAAAAGUUAAACAGCCAGUCUUGAUUGCUAUGGAUUUAGAGGUAGAUGUUCAGCAUUCCAAUCAUAUUUGUGAUCGAUUUCAUAAAAAGACUGUUUACUACGCUGACUUAAAUGAGACACAUCCUGGGUACUGUCGCCUCAGAAAAAGUCUAGGAGACACUUUCCAUGCAAAAUGUAGAGAAAGCAAUUACUUUGCAGUCGAUGAAAAAGAAUUUACAUUAAGCAAUCUUCCUUAUUAUUGUUACAAAGGUUUUCUUUGUCACUCACUUCCUCCUAACUUUAGAGAUUGGAAAUAUUCAAGUUGGCCCUCUGAAGCAGUGAAAGAAGCACUUCUAAUUUUGAAAUGUGCAGUAUUUCCAAAAUCCCAUCCCAGAAGUGAAAAACCACAGUAUGAAUGGAAAUACAACUUCUCCAUGGCAGAAAGAUGUCUAAUGAAAGACGGACUUACCCCUUAUCAGUGCCAUGCUCUGUAUGUGCUGUGGAUCAUUCUUGAAAAUAUGACCAUGCAUUUGCAGAAGCCAAUUAAACGCAAACACUUGAAAGCUGUAUUUUUUAAUGCUUGUGAACAAAUUCCUGAACAUGCAUGGGAAACAAACAUUGGCGGCUGCCUUCUCUUUGUCAUCAGUUUGUUACUGUCGUGUUUGAAAAAGAGAUUCUUACCACAUUAUUUUAUUCCAUCAAACAACAUCAUUGAUUGCUAUUCAUCGGAGGAAAUUGAUACGUUGUGUGUAUAUGUAGAGGCCAUUCGUCUUUUUCCAGUUUUCACCAUCCAGAGCAUAGCUGAAUUUCACGGAUACAUGUUCGGAAGAAAGCUUUCAAAUCUUUUAUUCGGAAACAUUUCACCGAAAGGUGUAAAAUCUCAAUUUAUUUUGAGAAACAAAAUGGUAUGCUGCACUAUCGAGGCUGUCAAAUUUUACACGCGACGAGGACAUUACGGAGUUGCAUCUGAAUUGCUUCGAGAUGCCCAUGAAUGCAUGUUACUUGGUCCAGAAUCAGAAGCAAAUCAGCCAGGCUUUCUUGAAUUUAUCAUUGCUGCAAUUGAAGAACUUUCCCAGAGAUCCUCCCGCAUAAUUCUCGCUAAACGUUUUGAAAAAGAACAUCAUCUAGAUAUUUCUGACAAAUAUGAAGCCAAGAACAAGAUUCUUGCAAGACAUAUUCUACCAUGGGAAGUCGAUUAUAGACUAGCCAGCAUUGAAAUUCCAGUAAAUGAGGAAGUGAAUUUCAGAUUUCUAGCAGAAUUUUUCCACUCAACUUUUCAGGAAAAUUUGAUCAGAAAACGAAACGCAUGUCUUGCUUCUUUUGCCAUUCAAACUGCCGUAAAAUGCAUAGAUGAGGCGGUUAGUGCUGACUAUUAUGCCUCUAAGUCUGAAAAAGAUAAGAAACCUGAUAUACUGAAGAAGAAAGAUUUAAGCGAAUUAAAACAAGAGAAACUGCAUUACCUGGUAGAUGUGUACAAAGUGUCGAUAGCCUUAGACUCUGUCUAUCCUAUUCGAGAUUAUGUACACGAAGUAGAGGAUCUCUGCAAAGAUCUUCCAAAAUACACGAAUCUUUUAAGAGCAAUGUUGCAUUACACUGGUGACCAUAAAAUGUGCAAGGGAUUCAACAAAAACAGCCACUUUUGGGACGGUAAUAUAUUAUAUUUGACAUGA
Saccostrea echinata is the source of this 3270-nucleotide messenger RNA. RefSeq lists its product as uncharacterized. The record is from RefSeq and is a predicted model, not a curated record. NCBI's taxonomy places the organism in Eukaryota, Metazoa, Mollusca, Bivalvia, Ostreida, Ostreidae. The transcript has 5 exons. Bases 1 to 3270 code for a protein of 1089 amino acids.